Messenger RNA from Penicillium diatomitis, 2850 nucleotides. RefSeq names its product small subunit rRNA maturation protein UTP4 (gene ura7). The coding region runs from base 1 to 2850 and encodes 949 amino acids. NCBI's taxonomy places the organism in Eukaryota, Fungi, Ascomycota, Eurotiomycetes, Eurotiales, Aspergillaceae. Gene Ontology annotation, cellular component: t-UTP complex; 90S preribosome; small-subunit processome. Gene Ontology annotation, molecular function: protein binding; RNA binding. Gene Ontology annotation, biological process: maturation of SSU-rRNA from tricistronic rRNA transcript (SSU-rRNA, 5.8S rRNA, LSU-rRNA). The record is from RefSeq and is a predicted model, not a curated record. The transcript is spliced from 3 exons.
AUGGACAUCCACCGCUGUCGAUUCGUAUCUUAUAAUCCGCAGGCAAUCAAUUCGCUUGCAUUCUCACAUCCUCCCUCCGCAGAUCUUGCCGGACGCGGCGUACCGACUCUUCGACUAGCGAUCGGUCGUGCGAACGGCGACAUCGAGUUAUGGAAUCCUAUGCGCGGAGCCUGGUUCCAGGAGACUGUGCUGCGGGGUGGGAAAGACCGAAGCAUUGAAGGACUGGCUUGGACCCAAGACCCCCAAGAAGAUGGCCCCAUGAAUUCUAAAUUGCCGGGAAAGCUGCGCCUAUUCAGCAUUGGCUAUUCCACAGCCGUUACCGAGUGGGACUUGGAACAAGGCCGUCCUCUGCGCCAUUCCAGCGGAAACUAUGGUGAGAUCUGGUGUCUGGCCGCUCAACCGCAGUGGCAGCCCACCAAGAAGGGCGCUAAUGGCAAAUAUCUUCCCCCCGCCGAGGGCGAGUAUCUUGGCCAGCAUCUGGCCGCGGGCUGUGCAGACGGAUCUAUCGUCAUUCUCUCGACAGCAGACGACGACCUCAAGUUUCUUCGAGUGAUGCGUCCUUCUACGAAAAGAGCCCGAGUCCUCAGUGUCACUUUCCAGAAUCGGAACACGAUUGUCGCCGGUUACGCCGACAGCUCCAUUCGCCUUUUCGACAUCCGAAACGGUCAACAACUGCGUACAAUCUCGCUCGGAAAAGGCCCUGCGGGUGGACCGAAGGAGUUGCUGGUUUGGUCUGUAAAGUGCCUGCCAGACGGGACAAUCAUCUCUGGUGACUCGGCGGGCGAGAUUCGGUUCUGGGACGCGAAGAACUAUUCCCUCAUUCAACGGAUACAGGGCCAUCUGGCCGAUGUUCUUGACGUUGCUGUGAGCGUGAAUGGUGACACUGUUAUCAGUGGUGGCGCAGACCAGAGGACCGUGGUAUACCGCAAGAAAGAUGUUGAGAAGGGUGACAAGAAGAGCCGAUGGGCAGAGGUCAUGCACCGUCGAUACCAUACGCAUGAUGUGAAAACCUUCGCCGUCUACGAAACCAAGGAAAUUAGUAUCGCUGUUUCAGGAGGUCCCGAUGCCACACCCGUCGUCCUUCCUCUGCGCGAAUUUGGCAAGGAACAUCAUCGAAAGCUGUCCAGCCUACCACAAAUCCCUCAACUAUCUUCAGCACCAUCUCCACGCCUGGUGAUGAGCUUCUGGGACCGUGAAGUCAGUCUCUGGCGGGUCUCUCGAGGUCCCGCUUCUUUGAACGAGAACAUCGAUGGCCAGAGGCACAGACUGGUUGCGAAAGUCUUGAUUCAGGGCGAAGAAAAUAUCACGUCUGCCAUGCUGUCAUCAGAUGGCAAGCUUCUUACUGUUGCAACUGUUUCCGACGUGAAACUCUUCGCUGUUCGCAAACGGAAGGGUGAUGAGAAGGCUCUAUUGAUCAAGAAAGUCGAAACCCCCAAAGCCUUUUCUGCAGAUGGCGCUCGUCUUGUGACAAUUUCGCCUGACAACCGUUGGCUCUGUAUCGUUCGCCCCGACAGCGGUAUCUACGUGGCUCGCAUCCAGUCUGGUUCAUCGACCUCAGAAAAGCCAGUUGUCAUGCCCCAGCUCGCUCUUCUCAAACGUGUCAAGCGUCAUUCUCGCCACGAGAAGGCGUCUCACGGAACCUUGGGCGAAUAUGAGCGGACGGUUCGAUCCUCCGUCUUCUCCGACGACAGCAAAAUACUGGCUGUCGCUGACAUCUCUGGAUGUAUUGAUACCUGGACUCUGGAGGAGAUCUCCAACAAGGAGGGCCCAGCAUAUGCUCAAGUGCACUCCAAGCAAGACGCCGAUUCUUCGGAUGAUGAGGACGAGGAUGAGGAUGUUAUCUUCGAUUUGGAGAGGUGGCAGCCUGCAGCCUCAGAGUCUCCUAUUCCUCGAAUGAAGGCCGGCAUCACCUUGCUUUCCUUCAGACCCCAACGGCCUCUCGCCAAGUCGCUGACCAACGGCAAUGGCCAAGCAGCGCGCGCGACUGCAGAGGACAGAUUGCUGGUUGUUACAAGCGAACAUCAAUUGAUCGAGUUCGAGGCACGUAGUGGCAAAUUGUCCGACUGGUCUCGACGCAAUCCCAAGGCCUACCUCCCAGCAGAGUUCAGGGGUGUCAAGGACCGCGCCAUGGGUUGCCUGUGGGAUCUCUUUGAAGGCCGUGAGCGGGUCUGGCUCUAUGGACCUUCCUGGCUGUGGAUGUUCGACAUGCAACAAGAUUUCCCCUCCCCCGAGGAGUUCAAGGGCAAGGACGAGGAGCCCUCUCAACAGCUCGUCAAGGCCUCAAAGCGCAAGCGUGACCCCUUUGACGAUGACGAAAAUGAACGAAAGAAGCCCAACAGUGGCGCUGGUGACAAAAUCGCACGAAACCAGAUGGACGUUCACGUGGGGACUAAGGUGCGCAAGAUCGUUGGUAACGACGAGUCCCAGAGCGAGUGGAUCUCACUGGAUCAAGAACGCACGCGCAACGUUGAAGAUGAUGAGGCGUUUGAGUAUGACGAGAAUUUUGCUGCUUCCAAUGAAUCCGCUCUUGCUCGUCUGCGCCGUGAGGAUGUUCCCGCUCCCGAGCUCAAUACUCCUCAGAAGAAGGGCAAGUCACUUGGUCUCAAUGGCACCAUCAAUACCUCGACCAAGUCCGUCGCGUCAGCCAGUGGCGCUGUUUCGCAGCCCGCGCGCCGCUGGUGGCACACAUACAAGUACCGAGACAUUCUCGGUGUGGUACCUCUCGGAGGAGGCUUGAACGACGAUGGCGAAGAGGGCCAUAGUCUCGGCGACAACCUGGAAGUGGCUAUUAUUGAGCGCCCCAUGUGGGAUGUCGAGUUACCCGGUCGCUAUCUGAGGGACUAUGAAUAG